This is a messenger RNA of Equus caballus (horse), 1116 nucleotides long. It is a transcript of the gene IFT20, whose product is annotated as intraflagellar transport 20. NCBI's taxonomy places the organism in Eukaryota, Metazoa, Chordata, Mammalia, Perissodactyla, Equidae. Gene Ontology annotation, cellular component: cilium; intraciliary transport particle B; centrosome. The record is from RefSeq and is a predicted model, not a curated record. Gene Ontology annotation, biological process: protein localization to cilium; intraciliary transport; centrosome localization.
GUGUCAGGCAGUGACAUCAUGGGUAAACAGAUCCUGUAGCCGUGGCAGCGGCUGAGGCGGGCGGGCGAGGUACCGGCUGCCGCUGACCGGAGAGGGGAGCUGCCCGCCGCCGUCAGCCUGGGCCGCAGCGCGCCGGCGUACCGGGGGGGCAGCUACACUGUGUGCUCCUCCAGGGCAGGCACCAUGUUGCACUCAUCUUUGUACCCCCAGCAUCUAGCGGUGUUGGCAUGUCGUAGGCACUCAAGAAAUGUGUGUUGAAUGAGCGAUGCCUGUGACAAGCAACCGGACUUUAUUCUUUCCUGACCCUUGCUCCUAUGACACAUCUCCUCCUGGCUGCCACUAUCACCCUUCAGAGCAGAACUUCUCUAGGGAAGCCAGAAGGGAAACAGCUAUGGCCAAGGACAUCCUGGGCGAAGCAGGGCUGCACUUUGAUGAGCUGAACAAGUUGCGGGUGUUGGACCCAGAGGUUACCCAACAGACCAUAGAGCUCAAAGAAGAGUGCAAGGACUUUGUGGACAAAAUUGGCCAGUUUCAGAAAAUAGUUGGUGGUUUAAUUGAGCUUGUUGACCAACUUGCAAAAGAAGCAGAAAAUGAGAAGAUGAAGGCCAUUGGUGCUCGGAACUUGCUCAAAUCUAUAGCAAAGCAGAGAGAAGCCCAGCAGCAGCAACUCCAAGCACUAAUAGCAGAAAAGAAAAUGCAGCUUGAAAGGUAUCGGGUUGAAUAUGAAGCUUUGUGUAAAGUAGAAGCAGAACAAAAUGAAUUUAUUGACCAAUUUAUUUUUCAGAAAUGAAAAUUUCAUUUUAUAGCAGAAGGGCAAAAAAAAAAACCCCCAAACACCAAAAAACCUCUGUACCAUUCCAGUGACUUGACUAAUGACCCAAGUUGUUGUGAGACGGUGUGUAAGGAACACAGCAUCUCUGAAGGCAAGAAAACCAACCUGGGGGGACGUGUUUCAGAUAUUAGUGCGUACCUCCUGGCAAACACCCAGUGGCCAUGGUGGUCCAGGUUCUCACCUCUUGCAUUCUCAGUCUGAACUGAGCAGUCUGUAAACUUUGAUCCUUUUUUUGUAAAUUCACAAAGCUUUGGAAGGAAAAGCAAUAAAUUAUUGUUUUCAAA